Messenger RNA from Meriones unguiculatus (Mongolian gerbil), 4412 nucleotides. It is a transcript of the gene Kcnh6, whose product is annotated as potassium voltage-gated channel subfamily H member 6. The record is from RefSeq and is a predicted model, not a curated record. The transcript has 13 exons. The coding region runs from base 100 to 2952 and encodes 950 amino acids. Gene Ontology annotation, biological process: membrane repolarization during action potential; regulation of ventricular cardiac muscle cell membrane repolarization; potassium ion transmembrane transport. Lineage: Eukaryota; Metazoa; Chordata; Mammalia; Rodentia; Muridae. Gene Ontology annotation, cellular component: membrane. Gene Ontology annotation, molecular function: inward rectifier potassium channel activity.
GCGGCGCCCACCCCAGCCCGACGCCGCUGAGCCCCAGGACUGACGGAGACGGCAGGAGCCAGGGCGCGGGUGACUCCCAGCAAGUGCUGUGACGGAAAGAUGCCAGUCCGCAGGGGCCACGUUGCUCCCCAGAACACUUACCUGGACACUAUCAUCCGCAAGUUUGAGGGCCAGAGUCGCAAGUUCCUGAUCGCCAAUGCGCAGAUGGAGAACUGUGCCAUCAUCUACUGCAACGAUGGCUUCUGCGAACUCUUCGGCUACUCCCGUGUGGAGGUGAUGCAGAGACCCUGUACCUGUGACUUCCUCACAGGCCCUAACACUCCAAGCAGUGCUGUGUCCCGCUUGGCACAGGCCCUGCUUGGGGCUGAAGAAUGCAAGGUGGACAUCCUCUACUACCGCAAGGAUGCCUCCAGCUUCCGAUGCCUGGUGGACGUGGUGCCCGUGAAGAAUGAGGACGGGGCUGUCAUCAUGUUUAUCCUCAAUUUCGAGGACCUGGCCCAGCUCCUGGCCAAGAGCAGCAGCCGCAGCCUGACCCAGCGUCUGCUGUCGCACAGCUUCCUGGGCUCUGAGGGCUCUCACAGCAGGCCGAGCGGACAGGGGCUCGGCCCAGGCCGAGGCAAGUACAGAACCGUCAGCCAGAUCCCACAGUUUACACUCAACUUCGUGGAGUUCAACCUGGAGAAGCACCGCUCGGGCUCCACCACAGAGAUUGAGAUCAUUGCUCCUCACAAGGUGGUGGAGCGGACACAGAACGUCACUGAAAAGGUCACCCAGGUCCUGUCCCUGGGCGCAGACGUGCUGCCGGAGUAUAAGCUGCAGGCUCCGCGCAUUCACCGAGGCACCAUCCUGCACUACAGCCCCUUCAAGGCUGUGUGGGACUGGCUCAUCUUGCUGCUGGUCAUCUACACGGCGGUCUUCACGCCCUACUCGGCCGCCUUUCUGCUCAGCGACCAGGAGGAAUCGCAGCGCGGCACCUGCGGCUACACCUGCAGCCCGCUCACCGUGGUGGACCUCAUUGUGGACAUCAUGUUUGUUGUGGAUAUUGUCAUCAACUUCCGAACCACCUACGUCAACACCAAUGAUGAGGUGGUCAGCCACCCGAGACGAAUCGCUGUCCACUAUUUCAAGGGCUGGUUCCUCAUUGACAUGGUGGCGGCCAUCCCUUUUGACCUGCUUAUCUUCCGCACUGGCUCAGACGAGACCACCACCUUGAUUGGGUUGCUGAAGACGGCGCGCCUCCUGCGGCUGGUGCGCGUGGCCCGCAAGCUGGACCGCUACUCGGAAUACGGAGCCGCCGUGCUUUUCCUGCUCAUGUGCACUUUUGCGCUCAUCGCACACUGGCUGGCUUGUAUCUGGUACGCCAUCGGCAACGUGGAGCGACCCUACCUGGAGCCCAAGAUCGGCUGGUUGGACAGCCUGGGUGCGCAGCUCGGCAAGCACUAUAACGGCAGCGACCCGGCCUCCGGACCCUCUGUCCAGGACAAGUACGUCACGGCCCUCUACUUCACCUUCAGCAGCCUCACCAGCGUGGGCUUUGGCAACGUGUCACCCAACACCAACUCCGAGAAGGUCUUCUCCAUCUGCGUCAUGCUCAUUGGCUCCCUUAUGUACGCCAGCAUCUUCGGCAACGUGUCGGCCAUCAUCCAACGCCUGUACUCGGGCACCGCUCGUUACCACACGCAGAUGCUGCGUGUCAAGGAGUUUAUCCGGUUUCACCAGAUCCCCAACCCGCUGCGACAGCGCCUGGAAGAGUAUUUCCAGCACGCCUGGUCCUAUACCAACGGCAUCGACAUGAACGCGGUGCUGAAGGGCUUCCCGGAGUGCCUUCAGGCGGACAUCUGCCUGCACCUGCACCGGGCCCUGCUCCAACACUGUCCCGCCUUCCGCGGGGCCAGCAAGGGCUGUCUGCGCGCGCUCGCGGUCAAGUUCAAGACCACGCAUGCGCCGCCGGGGGACACUCUGGUGCACCUGGGCGACGUGCUCUCCACGCUCUACUUCAUCUCUCGUGGCUCCAUCGAGAUCCUGCGCGAUGACGUGGUGGUGGCCAUUCUAGGGAAGAAUGACAUCUUUGGGGAGCCUGUCAGUCUCCAUGCCAGGCCAGGCAAGUCUAGCGCAGAUGUGCGUGCCCUGACCUACUGCGACCUGCACAAGAUCCAUCGAGCGGACCUGCUGGAGGUGCUGGACAUGUACCCUGCCUUCGCAGACACUUUCUGGGAUAAGCUGGAGGUCACCUUCAACCUGCGGGACGCAGAUGGGGGUCUCCAGUCAUCACCCCGACAGGCUCCAGGCAACCAAGGUCCCCAAGGCUUCUUCCUCAAUGACAGCCAGUCAGGUGCUGCCCCUUCCCUGAGCAUCUCAGACGCAUCUGCACUUUGGCCUGAAUUGCUACAGCAAAUGCCCCCAAGUCCCUCAAACCCACGGCAGGACCUGGAUUGCUGGCCUCGGGAGCUAGGCUCUAAAUUAGAGCAGCUCCAGGACCAGAUGAACAGACUGGAGUCCCGUAUGUCGUCAGACCUCAGCCGCAUCCUGCAGCUACUUCAGCAUCCACAGAACCACGCCAGCUACAUCCUGGGAGCCCCUGCCUCCAGUGACCUGGCCUUGUUUCCUGAAACUUCAGUGACUCAGAGUCCAGAGCCCAUGCUUCUGGCGAGACAUAUGCCCUCUGCACAGACCCUAAACUAUGGUGACUUGGACAAACAUCUUCGGAAGCCCAGGAAUUUCUCCCCCAGGAUGCCUCACUUGGCUGUGGCAAUGGACAAAACUCUGGUGCCAUCCUCAGAACAGGAACAGCAGGAGGGGCUCCCGUCAACUCUAGCCUCACCUCUGUGUCCCCUGGGAGUACAGGGACUCAGUGGUCCCCGCUUUCCCUCCCUCCCUGAACACCUUGGCUCUGUUCCGAGGCAGCUGGAGUUCCAGAGACAUGGUUCAGAUCCUGGAUUCACAAGGAGUUAGGGCCGUUGGACCCCAAGAUAAAAGCCACCACGAGGGAAUUUAAACACAGGGAGGUUGAGAGUUAAGCCCCCUGAGGGGACGGGUCCAAGACAGCCCUCCCAAUAAAACUCUGAAAACUAUUUUCUCAGAGAAACUACAGACUGCUGAGCCAGGUGACCAGAUGGCCUGAGUGAAGGGGUUCACAUCUUGGCUCAGCCUCCUUGGGGGUCUAUGUAAUCGGCAAGCCAGGCAGAAGGUUGCUUGGAGGUAGCUUACAGCAUGCGAGGGUCAGUGCCGAAGGGAGACACUUCUGAUCUUCAGGAGAAUCUUGCUGGGGGCUGCACGUGGUCACCUCCCAGCUCAGUACCACCUUCUCCUUCAAAAGCCCAGACCCAAGGCCAGGGCUGACCAGACCUUUGCCAAAAGCCUCUAAUACGGUUGGACUUAAGAGUGCCCUCUGUGGUGGACAUAAAAGACAGCUCCAGCCCCCUAACCCCUCUAGCCCCAAGAAUUCCAGGACAAUAUCUGGGUCCCUUGGCGGCAUGCAGUGUCACACAGCUAAUAAAGUCUUGAACAUUUCGUGUUGGGCUCGCUCUGUAACUUUUCUGAGCAUCUUCAGGUCCGAGCCUACGCCUAUGCUUAUGCUUCUCCGAGUCCUUCUCACAUCAAUGGGACACCUGAAGGUGUCUCAGCUGAGCCCUGGAGCUCCACAGCCCGAGGCCAGGUCCAGAUGAAGGAAAACAGAUUCGGCCUGUGAGACUAUGGCACUUACCAGAGUCUGAGUGGGUCUUCUGGGCAUGUCAUGUUCUGCUUUCUGCCCUGGCAAUGGGUACAUGGAUGUGUUCAGGUUAGAAAAACAUGUGCAUUCCCAUGUAAAUUAUAUAAAAUAUAAUGUAAAUAAUAGAAAAAUAAGCUACAUAAAAAUUUAAAUUAUAUAAAGACAAAUCAAACUUAAAAAAGAAAAGGAAGUGCACAGUAGGCUUGUUCACACAAGGGGACAUGACUGAAAGGCGGUUGAUAAACGUAUACCAUUGUCCCUCAAGGCUUCCAGUGUUUGUUUCUGUUAAAAAAAAAAUCACAUUCAUUAAAAGAUGUAUUUUUAUGGGCUGGAGAGACGGUACAGCCCUUAAGAGCACUAGAAGCCCUGGCAGAGGACCUGGGUUGGAUUUCUCAUGUGAUGUCUCACAACCAUCUGUAACUCCGGUUGCAGGGGAUCCAAUGCCUCUGGGUUUUUUGUUUGUUUGUUUGUUUGUUUUAGGAUUUUUUUUUUUAUUAAUCACAGUUUAUUCACUUUGUAUCCCCCCUGUAGCUCCCUCCGUCCUACCCUUCCAAUCCCACCUUCCGAUGCCUCUUCUUGACUUCCGUGGGCACUUGUACACCUGGUACACUUAGGUACAUACAAAUACACAUAAAACUAAAUAAUGUAUUCUUAAAUUGUGUUUUAUAAUAUUGCCUAACGGUUCAAUAAAGCCUUUCAAUAC